GGCUGGAAUGUGACAGCUUGGCUCAAUAGCUCCAUUCAAGCCAGCCCAGUGAGUCCCUGGCCCAGCCUCGACCAGCAGGCUGGAGCAACUCUGCUCGAACCUUCCGUACAGCAUGGCGGCUCCCGAGGCCGAGGCACAAGAGACAGCCUUCCGUACAACAGGGCCGCCUACAGACUCGGAGCCGCGCCCCUUCCCUCCCAGCUCCCGGAAGUUUCCUUUUGAAAGCGCGGCGGCAGACUCUAACGAGGACUGGGCAGUUGCUGCGGAGCAUUAUUUGAAAGGGAGCGGAGAGAACGGCGGAUGGGAGCAGCCGGCACCGGGGGUCCAGCCAAGCCACCCGGCUACGAUGGCCAGUGCUAAGACGGUGUGCGAUGCGCAGCCUCACUCGAUGCCGAGCUGCGGCUUGCCCGCAGAUACACAAACUCGAGCUACUUCUAAACUACCUGUUAAAUCCAAAGAAGCGGAUUUGCUUAGACAUCUUCAUCCAGGAGGGCCAGAGCCUGAUGUUACAAAAGUCACCAAAUCGAGACGAGAGAAUGGGCAGGUGAAAGCGGCAGAGACUGCCAGCAGGAGGAACCUCAGAAACAGCUACAAACCGUUUAAUAAGCAAAAACCGGAGGAGGAACUAAAGGAUAAAAAUGAGCUGCUGGAGGCUGUCAACAAGCAGUUACACCAGAAGCUGACAGAGACUCAGGGAGAGCUGAAGGACCUGACACAGAAAGUGGAGCUACUGGAGAAGUUUCAGGAUAACUGCUUAGCACUUUUGGAGAGCAAAGGUCUCAACCCAGGCCAAGAGACCCUGGCAUCAAAGCAGGAACCCACCACAGAUCACACGGACUCCAUGCUGCUGCUCGAAACUUUGAAAGACGAACUGAAGGUUUUCAAUGAAACCGCCAAGAAGCAGAUGGAGGAGCUACAGGGUAUGCUUUGCCUAAGUGUGCACACGUACAGACUGCGACAGUGUCCACGGAGGUUAGAGCUGGGUUACAGGCAGUUGUGAGCUGCCGUGUUAGGCACUGCAAACUGAACCUGGGUCAGCUUUGCAGGAGCAGCCACUGAACUGCUGAGCCACCUCUCUGGUUUAUCCUUCCUUCCUCUUUUCUUUUUCUCUGUCCCAGAGAUCCAGCCCCAGGAUGAUCCUCUUCAUGGAGAUUAUAGACGUGAGCCACCAUGCUUGGCUUGCUUUUUAGUUACUUAUUUUUUUAACAUUUAUUUUUACUUCUGUGUCUCUGUGAAUGUAUGUCACGUAUGCGCAGGUACCCAUGGGAGACAUAAGAUGGCUUCAGACCCCUUAGAGCUAGAGUUAUAGACAUUGGUAAGGUACCUGCCAUGGGUACUAAAAACUGAGCUUUAGUCGUCGGAAGGAGCAAGGGAUAGUCAACUGCAAAGAGAUCUCCAGUUCCCCUGCUUUCCUAUUACAGUUCAGUGUGAAUGUAUGUGGGUGCAUAGUGCGUCCAUGCCCCAGUGCAUGGGGCUCACACUCCGGUUAUUAGGCUUGGUGGCAGGCACCUUUACCCUUGAAGCGAUUUCACCUGCCCCCAUCCCCCCCAUCCUUGCUUGGAUCAUGUUUGGCUUUGUGUGUGUGUGUGUGUGUGUGUGUGUGUGUGUGUGUGUGUGUGUGUGUGUGAGAGAGAGAGACUGCCCCUGCCUCCGAGAACUGCAGAGCUGAGAGCCAACCCACUCCCUACCGUGGUUGCAGCUCUGGGAAUACAAACCCCCAAGUCAGUUGUACCUCCUGAGGGCUGGGCUUCUGGAGAGUUGCCAGGAGUGGCCCUCACCCUGUUAUGGCUUUGCUCCUUGGGGGGAAAGGGACGGCUCCUACAGUCCUGAGUUGGGGACAAAGAUGGAGAAGGGGGGGACAUCAAAUGGCCAGGGCUCCCUGCCCCGGUAGGGCUGACUCAGGUCAGCAGCCACGGAGCAACAAGGAUCAACUCUCUAGGGAUAUAACAAAUAACACACUCCUAAAUCAGACUAGGUCAAGGCUCAACUCCCUCCUUCCAUUCUGGAGGAGUCCAAGACAGAGACUACACUCCAGUCUGGGCUCCCUGCAAGCAGCCCAUCAGAGCUCGCCACGAUUGACGUCCCAAUCGAUGGACCCAUUCACAUAGCUGGGCAAAAAGGAUGGAAGGCAAGGGUCUGCCUAGGGUUGAGGUCAGGGUGGGAACAGGGCCGGGGCGCCCAGCAGGGACAACAACAGCUGGUACGACUUGGGGUAAGGUGGGUAAGUCCCACAUGUGCCAUAGAAGGCAGCCCAUAGCACCAGGCCCAGUAUACUUGUUUGUUUUUAAUGAACUAUUUUGAAAUAAUUUUAGAUUUAUAGAAGAGUUACAUAUCUAAUAUAGAAAAUUCAGUUUCCCUAGGAUAAUACCUCAUGCUGUCCUCACUGGCAUGCCAUUGGUAACUAAAGUCCCAGACUUAGUACUGAAUCCAUUUUUUUUUUUAAGAUGCUUUUCUUCCACAAAUUCUUUCUGUGUUCCCGAGGACCCUAGAAAGGUUCCUGGGGAUAAAACCAUUGCAAGGCCCAGGGGAGCAAAGUCUCCACACCUCCCAUGGGCCACACCGCAGUAUGCUCAGAGAGCUGAGACUGAAAUCCAUGCUAAAAAGCUCUUCUCAGGAGACCUGGGUGAACUGUCCAGAUUGUAGGGCUAGAGGGUUGAGAGUGCUUGCUGCUCCUGCAAAGGUCCCAAGUUCUACACUCUGCAGCUCAUGCCUUCAUAACUCCAGCUCUAGGGAUCUGAUGCCCUUUUGUUUCUCUCCUCUCCAUGGAUAUCCAAGGGUAUACACACACACACACACGCACACACACACACACACACACACACACACACACACACACACACACAAUUACCAAGAAAAGAAAAUGUAAGAGCCAGGCACGGUAGCACACACCUUCUAUUACAGAGGCAGCAGGGGUCUUCGUACGUUUGAAGCCUGGUCCACAUGGUGAGAUUCUUGGACGCCUUCCGAUUGCCAGACAAAUGGUGGGGCAGGAGACACAAACGGUUUCAUUGUUCCAGUUUAAAUACAGAGUAGGGAAAUUCCCCGAGCCAGCACAGAUAAAUUUUAAGGUGGGAAAUAAGAUGCUGUCUGGUACUGGGGUCGCCCCCCUCUAUGUAGCACGGGUAUAACGGUCUGGUCCGGGUGCUGUCUUUGUUGUAAGAGUUGUGUUAUGGGUUUCCCUCUGGGAUGAUUUCCCUUUCAGGCCUUGAAGGUGAAGUUGAAGCUGAAAGAAGAGGAGAGUGUCCAGUUCCUGGAACAGCAGACCUUAUGUAAGGACGAAGCCAGUGACUUCACAAUAAUCCUAGAGGAAAUGGAGCAGCUCUUAGAAAUGUAGCUCAAGGCAGGUGGCCGGACGGCUUCUUCCUGGAUAAACCCUCGGCAGAGGCUACUUAGGAUAUCUUCAAGGACUCACCAUCCCUUAGGUAAAGACCUUCUGCAGCAGUUGAUCCGAUAAGGCCAGUUGAUGCUGGGGUUCCUCCUUUAAGCAGAUUGCCCCACCUUCAGAUGGCUCAGCUCUCCUGCAAGAGAGGAACCUGGGAGUUUGACUCCAUUUCCUGUGCAGCAGAGAGAGCAGCAGCCCUUAGAACUAGGAUACUAAACCAGCUGCCUUGGAGACUCUAGAGACUCGGAAACAUGGGAAGAAGGCCCACACCACAACAGCACGAGUGCUGUGCGAGAGAUGUGACUGUGAGCCAUGCUGUCCCCUUGUCUCUCUGGUUGAGUUAAGUUUUAUGAACUUGAAAUUCUUGAAGUUUUUUUGGCUUAAUAAAUGGGGGUGGAGGUAUACAAAGUAGCACCUACCUAAAACUACAACUAGAGCUUUGGAAAUAAAUGUUUCUAUGAAUAUUAA
Molecule: messenger RNA, 3850 nt
Organism: Mus musculus (house mouse)
Lineage: Eukaryota; Metazoa; Chordata; Mammalia; Rodentia; Muridae
Gene: Knstrn
Product: kinetochore-localized astrin/SPAG5 binding
Exons: 9
Coding region: 113-1000 (295 amino acids)
Biological process (GO): spindle organization; chromosome segregation; cellular response to epidermal growth factor stimulus
Cellular component (GO): spindle pole; mitotic spindle; centriolar satellite
Molecular function (GO): microtubule plus-end binding; protein homodimerization activity
Source: RefSeq, a predicted model, not a curated record